AUUUGCUGGCGACAGGCUGUCUCCAACAAAGUCCUCUCCCUCUCGCUGUUCGCACUCUCUCUCUCUCUCACUCCUUUCUCGCGACUGCCUUUUCCCCUGGUUUCUCUCUGCGCUUCCUCUCUCUCUUUAGGGUUUUCAGCUCUGCUCCGCCCAGCUUCUCGAUUCUGCGUUCGUGCUCCACGGAUCGACCUUCUGCGCCUCGUUUCUUGGUACUGUUGUAGGUUGCAAGAGCUAACAUUUGGAGAACAAAUGUUAUAGGGUGUCUUCAAUAUUACGAAGACACUUGAAAACACUUUGAAGUUGUAACAGUGUAUCUCUCCUUGUUGAUCGCUGAAACACUGGCUGGUUGGAGGACUAUAAAACAGCCGCUUCUCUUCCAGUCUUUCUCCAACAUUGCCCUGGCUAUAAAUUGCUGCUCUUAGAACUAUCAUAUGGUUUUCUUGGCAUUCACAGGAGAUUUCCAAUAUCAAUCUGUAUACUUCCUGUUGCAAAGGAUUAGGGUUUUAUUUUUUAGAGGAUAUUUUGGUGUCCAUGCUGACAGGGAGCAUGCGUGGAAUUUGUGCUUUGGGUAAUGCCCCAUCUGAAAGUUGCUGAUGCACUAGGUGUGUUGACAAUCUGUCUUGUCAGUGCUCUGUUUCUUUUUGGAUUAUUUUGCAUAUUGUAUUUGAUCUACUUCCGCAAUCAGAUCCGCACCGAAGGGAAUAUCCAACUUCAUUAUUUCAGUGGUCCUUGGAUUAUCAGAAUCACAUACAUCCUUUUUGCAAUCUUGUGGGGUUUUGGAGAGAUUCUUCGGCUGAGUCUUCUGAGAUGUGGUGGAAGGUUGUUGAAUGCUCUUAGCUGGAAAUGGCAAGAAACCAUCUGCAAAUGUCACAUUGUUUCGAACCUGGGGUUCAUGGAACCAUGCCUGUUCCUCACUGUUGUGUUUCUCCUCCAUGCAUCAUUGCAGAGGUCAGGGACCUUGAAUCGGAAAUGGAAUGGCAAAACAGCCUGCUACAUUCUUCUUUUUUGCCUGCCUGUGUUCUUUCUCCAGCUUAUUAUAAUUUUAUUUGGGCCAAAAUUUAACAAGGAUGGUUACAAGCACAGAUUACCUGAUUAUUUUACAAGUGUAGCUGCUUCGCCUAAGACUAAAGGUGAUAAUGAUGAUGCUAUUGCCCUCUGUGCUUACCCCCUACUGAGUACCAUUUGUAUUGGUGUGUUUGCUGUCAUUGUAACUUCUUAUUUGUCCUGGAUCGGAAGACGAAUUGUGCAUUUGAUCAUCAAUAAGGGUUUGCAAAAGAGAGUGUACACAUUAAUCAUUUCUUUUUCUGGUUUCUUCCCAUUGAGGUUUGUAUUUCUUGGUUUAUCUGUUCUAUCUGCCCCUGGGGAAGUGGUGUUUGAAAUUCUUGCUUUCCUUGGUUUUCUUUCGUUUCUGUGUUGUGCGGGGGUGGGUAUUUGCACACUAGUGUACUUUCCUGUUGCAGAUGCUUUAGCAUUGAGGAACCUACAAAAAGAUACAGAAGCUAGAAGGAUAAGUGAUGACCAUAAUGACAGUGUUUCUCUAAUCACUAACCAAAGCCAUGUUGGAGCAAGUAUAGUGAAUAGCCCAGGUAGAAACUCAGGUGCUUCAACAAGGCCUGGAUCAAUUUCUUUCCGGACAGUGGAGAAAGAUGGAACUUCUGGGACGUAUGUGGAGCUGAGCCUUUUCUCUCCCAGUCAACACUCAACCCCACCUGACUCCCCCCGAUUUCUUGGUUGGCCUAUGCUCUCACAUUCAUAAGUUGAUGGACCCAACCUUAAGAGUUGACGUGAAUACAAGAAGAAUUUACACAUUUUUGUUGGGAAGAAGAAACUGUUUGUAAAUGUUUUAGAUUUUAAAUAAGACUAUGCUUUUACGAGUAGUUUUUAUUGCUAGAUAAUCUACACUUAUCAACUGUCAAAACUGUCGCUGCUUCAUCUUCUCAUUUUGUUUUCUUUUUUUGGGUAUAAUUCUUGAGCGGUGUGGUGUCUUUUACU
This is a messenger RNA of Ipomoea triloba (trilobed morning glory), 1992 nucleotides long. RefSeq lists its product as uncharacterized. Bases 572 to 1756 code for a protein of 394 amino acids. The record is from RefSeq and is a predicted model, not a curated record. NCBI's taxonomy places the organism in Eukaryota, Viridiplantae, Streptophyta, Magnoliopsida, Solanales, Convolvulaceae. The transcript has 2 exons.